This is a messenger RNA of Rotaria socialis, 1014 nucleotides long. The record is from the annotation of a GenBank genome assembly. Lineage: Eukaryota; Metazoa; Rotifera; Eurotatoria; Philodinida; Philodinidae.
AUGAUGUUGCCACCUACAUUUUUAAUCAUCUUGAUAACAAUUCUUCAACUCAAAAGUCAGCUCAUUUAUUCAUGCAAUCAUAACGUACCAUGUGGUUGUUCUAACAAAUCUCGAUUGCAUUCAAAAAUCGUCGGUGGACAAAAUGCCAAUAUAGAAACAUGGAGUUGGGUGGUAUCAAUUCGUAUUCGAAAUAGAUUUCGAUGUGCAGGAUCAAUUAUAUCAAGUUCAUGGAUUGUAACAGCUGCCCACUGUUUUGCAAUAGAAAAUCGUUCAGGAAAUAGUGUCUUUCGAAUUAAUGCUACUGAUAUUACAGUUCAUACUGGUUCAAAUAAUCAACAUGAAGAAAAUCAAUUAGGCUCAGUAACUGAUAUUAUUUUUCACCCAAACUUUGAUGAAUCCAAUUUCAUCAAUGAUAUUGCUUUGCUCAAAUUAUCAUUCAGUUUUCAUAUGACUGAUUUAAUUCCAGCCAAGAUAUGUUUGCCGUGUAUGUCUUUGAAUGAGUAUCCACCAGUGGAUUCAUCACUUGUUGCGGUUGGUUGGGGCAGACUCUGGGAAAGAGGCCCGGAAUCUUCGACACUUCAACAAGUAAUAUUGAACGCAAUUGAUUAUCAGGAUUUCAGAUGUUAUCCAUUGGUCUAUGAUCAAACAAAACAAUUCUGUGCUGGUGUUGAAAAUAGUAAAAAAGAUACAUGUCAAGGUGAUUCGGGUGGCCCUCUUAUGAUGUUUACAUCAAGUAAACAGUGGGUUAUUGCUGGUGUGACAUCGUUUGGAUACGGAUGUGCACACCCAGGCUAUUCAGGUGUAUAUACACGUAUAGCAGCUUAUCUAGAUUGGAUUGUUUCUUUCAUCAACGAAACAAGUGAUUCUGUUAAUCCUUACUCAUUAAAAUCGAAUAGUCCAUUUGAUGAUGAUGAAAUUGAAUGGUUAAUGAACAAUUCUUUUCGCCAUUCGAUGUCAUUAUUUUUAUCUAUUGGAGUAUCAAUUUUGUUAUGUCUAAUCAUUACGCAUUUAUAG